CGAUCGAAGACGAACGCUGAAACAGCAAACGUGACCCGUGUGACAGCAAAUCAAUCGAGACGGAUAUACAUUAUGGGGCGGUGGAUGCAAUCGACGCGUUAUUGAGCGGCAAUUGACGUAUGCGCUUGCUGACAAGUGGAUGCCAACGAAGACCAAAGGAUUUAAGAAAGAAAGGUGCUCUAGCGGUAAUGAUCAAGGGAAGUGCUUUCUGUAUCAGCCUGCAGACGGGUCUCCAUCCGGAGAUGCAUUUCUGUGUCUCGAAGAUGCGACGAAGGGCUUCUUUCACGAGGUUCAUCAGUGUAAAUGCGCCGAAGGGAAUCUAUCACUGGACGUUUUCGAGCAAGAGCGGUUGAAGGCUGCUGGUCCCGACGACCUAUUCAUCUUAUAUUGCACGAGUCUAGUGACGGCUGACCUAUGUUUGCUGCCGAAUUCCGCGUUUGUUGAUGCCACCUGCUGGGAAGCGUACUACGGUCCAUUUGCUGCUCGUGCAUUCUUCAUCAAGUCUGUUCCGUUACCGUGCAUCAACACGAGCUCCGAGGUCCAACUGGAGUUCGUGGAGGGUGUAGGCCCGGCCUACCGUGCCCGAAUCGCGAAGAAGCGUCCAUUUACGAGCUUGGAAGAUGCUUUUGUGAAGACCAAGAUUCCAGUCAAGGUUCUUAGACGAUUCAAAUUCAACACGGAUUCGCGUUAG
Phytophthora infestans T30-4 is the source of this 691-nucleotide messenger RNA. Its product is annotated as crinkler (CRN) domain-containing protein. The transcript has a single exon. Bases 140 to 691 code for a protein of 183 amino acids. The record is from RefSeq and is a predicted model, not a curated record. Lineage: Eukaryota; Oomycota; Peronosporomycetes; Peronosporales; Peronosporaceae.